CAUUCGGUAUGCUGCCAGCAGGGGGCGCUGGUUGGAUGUAGCGUACGGGGCGCUAGUUGGGAGGAUGUUCUAUACUCGGGCUUGUUUCAGCUUACUGGUGGAAGCGUUGAGGCGGGAGCGCUCCAGUGUUCGUCCGGCUCGGGCAGCCGCCACUGUCAUCCCCUCAGUCAUGAGCAGCGGGCCCACCACCGUCAUCCAGGUCACCAACCUGUCCGCCGCCGUCACCAGCGACCAGAUGCGGACCCUCUUCUCCUUCCUGGGGGACGUGGAGGAACUGAGGCUCUACCCACCCGACAAUGCACCGCUUGCUUUUUCCUCCAAAGUAUGUUAUAUAAGGUUUCGUGAGCCAUCGAGCGUUGGUGUGGCCCAGCAUCUAACAAACACAGUAUUUAUUGACAGAGCUCUCAUAGUAGUACCCUGUGCUGAAGGUAAAAUACCAGAAGAAUCUAAGGCCCUCUCUCUGUUGGCCCCUGUUCCUUCAUUAUCUAGCCUGCUUCCUGGAGCUGGCUUGCUUCCUAUACCUACGCCUACUCCAACCCCAUCUCCGCUAGCUUCUGUUCUAAGAAGAGAUAAAGUGGAUGUACCCUUGCUCAGCAUGCCAUUUACCACAUUGGCAGCUACGUUGCCCACUCCUUUAGAACCGGUUAUUCCAGCUCUUGCCCCAGUCCUGCCAGCUCUCACACCUGCCAUACCAGCACUCGCUGAUCUGCAACAGCCACCAUUAAUGGGAAAUGUAGACCCCACAAAAGUGGACGAAAUCAGAAGAACGAUUUAUGUCGGAAAUUUAAACUCGCAGACUACAACAGCUGAGCAACUUCUGGAAUUCUUUAAGCAAGUUGGGGAUGUCCGUUUUGUUCGUAUGGCUGGUGAUGAAACUCAGCCAACGCGAUUUGCUUUUGUAGAGUUUUCUGACCAGAAUUCAGUGACGCGAGCCCUCACAUUCAAUGGAGUUAUGUUUGGUGACAGACCCCUUAAAAUCAAUCAUUCUAACAAUGCAAUUGUGAAGCCCCCUGAAUUGACCCCACAAGCUGCUGCAAAGGAGUUAGAAGAGGUGAUGAAGAGGGUACGAGAGGCACAGUCAUUGAUUUCUGAGGCCAUUGAGCCAGAGCCUGCUAAAUCAGUUGAAAGGGUAUUGCUGCAACACUCCAAAUCACGCUCACCGUCUCGCUCCAGAUCCCAAUCUAGUUGGAAACGUUCACACUCAAAGCACAGAAGUCGAUCACAUAACCGUUCUCGGUCCAGACACAAGGAGCGACGGAAAUCUAAGAGUCCUCACAAGAAACGCUCGAGAUCUAAAGAGCGACACAGAUCAAAAAGCAGAUCGCGCUCCAGAGAGAAGAAGAGAGACAAGGAGAAAAGUAAAGCUAAGGAAAAGGAGCGAACAAAAGAGAAAAAUGAUAAAAGAAAAAAAGAGAAAAGGUCUCGUAGCCCCUCAAAGGGCCACUCAUCUGUAAAAAGGUCCCGCAGUGUUAGCAGAGAAAAGCGUAAAAGGAGAAGUCGAAGUGUUUCCAAAUCACCCCGAAAUUCCAAAACCGUAAAAAGGGUUUCUAGGUCUCCUACUCCUAGAAGGAAAAGGAGCACAUAGCAGUUCUACAGUGGGAAUGUAGAAGACAAAAAUGAAGGGAUCUCUCAGUAUGUUGGGAUCUAUAAACUAAAUGAGGACGGUACAGAAGGAAAAGCCAAAGUGGACUGAAUCAACUGUGGGCACGGCUCCUCUAAGGACUCUUCGGUUGGCUUCACCAAGUGGGCAUUAUAUGAUGUCCUUACCACAACACUCUGUACGUCUUUUUCAUUAGUAACUGUUUACCACAGUGUGAUGGUAAGCUUAUGAACUUAUGAAUUGAAUCACAGGACUCUUCUUCAUGUUCCAACAUCUUUGUGAAGUUUUUAAACCAAAUUUGUGCUAAUGACGGCCACCUUGUGAGUCCAUUCGGUCUGUUUUUUUUUUUUUUUUAACACUAUGGUGCAAUCAUUGUGAAGAAUUGAGGUUUAGGAAAGUUGUAUAUAAAAGUUUUCUUAUUUUAUCUGCUCAUUAUUUUCACAAAGCAUACAACUGCAACUGACCAAUAAUUGUUCCCAAAAAACUUGUAAUGUUACAUGUUGACAUUGGAGACAUUGUGUGCUCUGCAGAUAACCAUGUGAGGAUGUCAUUUUUUGUGACCUUUUUUUACUAAGUUUAUGUUCAUAAAAUAUGAACACCAAUUUUUGAUUGGGCUGACCCCAUGAUAUUUGAGUAGACCAGGCAUGUCAAGGCAUGAAGCAGUGGGCCAAAUUGAGUGGAAUAAAUCCUUCAAAUGGCUGCACUAUGUCUCCCAAGGACCACACCAACAUAACUUAAGUAAUUAACGUUUAUAUAACGAUUGCAAAAUUAUGAUUUGGAGUAUAACCAUUCUUGCACUGAAAACAGCUUGAGUCUAAUUACAUUUUAGAACUUCUAGGCAGCCCAUACGUGAUUCAGUUUUGGUGGAAUGAAAGAAAAUCGCUCGAUUUCCCCCAUCAACAUAGUGAGGCCCCAUUCACAAUUGAGCAUGUUGUAGCUUGUAGGUCGAACCUUAAAUACGCUCAACAAGCAAAAACCUACUAUUUGUUUAAUAGCCUUUGUUGACAUCUGAGCGUUCUGUCGCUUGUAGCAAAACGAUUGUCGCUCGAAAAAGUGCACAAGCUACUUUUUGGACAGAAUGGAGUUUUUGUCCCCCUAGAAUUUAAUGGAAAUGCCUGAAAAGUGCUAUAUGACCAUUUUUUAAGCAGGUGGUUUAAUUUCUGCUCAAACAGCAGCUCCCUGCCCAUUUUUCAGCAGCACAUCUUUUAGUUGAGAAACGCCUGCCAAAAGCUGGAAAGAACUUGCAAUUUUGCUUGCGGAAAUAAAUAAUAAAAAAAAAACAAUCGAAAACCCGGGACACUUAGGUGUGACUGUAGUAGUUGAUGGAGGAAUGCCUCCCACAGUGCCAUUGUGUUCUGCCGGCGGUGUGGGGAGCCUUAAGUUCUUAUUCUAGCCCAUUCAAUAGAAUUGACGCCUGUAAAUGCAUUAUACACUUUUAGAAGCGCCAGGCAUUUUUUUUUCUUGCCUCAAAGCUACAGUCACCAAGAGCAAAGGCCUCUAAGACAGCUGCUCAGGACAACACCCGGUGGCAUGAAGGGGGGAUA
Messenger RNA from Rana temporaria (common frog), 3144 nucleotides. It is a transcript of the gene SREK1, whose product is annotated as splicing regulatory glutamic acid and lysine rich protein 1. Gene Ontology annotation, molecular function: RNA binding. NCBI's taxonomy places the organism in Eukaryota, Metazoa, Chordata, Amphibia, Anura, Ranidae. The transcript is spliced from 12 exons. Bases 65 to 1585 code for a protein of 506 amino acids. Gene Ontology annotation, cellular component: nucleoplasm. The record is from RefSeq and is a predicted model, not a curated record.